Molecule: messenger RNA, 439 nt
Organism: Schistocerca cancellata (South American locust)
Lineage: Eukaryota; Metazoa; Arthropoda; Insecta; Orthoptera; Acrididae
Gene: roh
Exons: 3
Coding region: 150-374 (74 amino acids)
Source: RefSeq, a predicted model, not a curated record
AAUGCUCGCGACAGCUGGAAACCAGAGUUCUUACUACUGGAAGCGCGACCGAAGGCCAUGGAUCACUGCCUUGUCGUGUUAAAAGUUAUCGUUGUCCUUUUUUUAGCAAUUGGAGGCGGUCCAUUGGGAGAGGAAAGUCGAAAUUAAAGAUGUCAGACCGACGAAUGAAAUUCCCUUACACAUUUUCUGCGAAGAUAGCACAAUUUCCAUUGCGGUUCUAUCUUAAGAAUCAGUGGGUCUGGAGAUACUACUUCAUAAGUCUUGUUGCAUGUUCACCAGUAUUCAUUGCUAUCAGCAGAUUAGCUAAUUCACCAGCAAACAAAGCAAAGUGGGCCGAGAUGAAGAGGAAGGAGCUAGCUGAACAUCAUCAUUAGUGUAGUUGAAUUUGUUAAUACUGUAGAAUGCUACCUGUACAAUAAAGGUUCUGUUUCACUAUGUA